Messenger RNA from Zophobas morio, 2245 nucleotides. RefSeq names its product membralin. The record is from RefSeq and is a predicted model, not a curated record. Bases 152 to 2107 code for a protein of 651 amino acids. The transcript has 10 exons. Gene Ontology annotation, biological process: response to endoplasmic reticulum stress; positive regulation of ERAD pathway. NCBI's taxonomy places the organism in Eukaryota, Metazoa, Arthropoda, Insecta, Coleoptera, Tenebrionidae. Gene Ontology annotation, cellular component: endoplasmic reticulum.
AAUUAAUACCAAAAUAUAAAUAAAUAAAAGCUGCAGAUAAUACACUUAAUAGACGGCAGCCCAAGAUGUUAACAGGAUGCCUGUGAACGCUCUCAAGACAUUUCAUUGCAUUACAAAGAAUGAACUUAUACCAUAGUCUUGAAUAGAAACCAUGGCCGGAAACAAUCCAGUCCAAGCCAUACCAGAGGGGGUGAACCCCGAAAACAAUCAUGUUGGUGGAGGACCGUUGAUCAACCCUAAUAGAAUAAGAAACAAUAAUAAUCAAAAUCCUCUAUUUAAUGUUAGGGAUAGAUUGUUCCAUACGUUGUUUUUCAAAGCAGCGUUAGCAUAUGCAAGGACUUUUCCAAAGCCAAUUAGGAGGAUUUUUGAGUUUCUUAUUUUAAUUAAAGCUAUAGCUGCUUUCUUUGUACUAGUGUAUAUACAUAUAGCAUUUUCUAAAACACCAACCACUUGUUUACAACACGUAAAAGAUACGUGGCCUCGGGAUGGCAUCUUGAGGGUUGAGAUAGUCAGAAACGCAGGCAAGGAUUACAAUAUUGAACAAAGCUAUGCCAAAGAAGAGAAAAUCAAACAGGAAAAAGUCGACGACAUUUCUAGCGUGCUGGGGUUGCUGGCCAGGGACGGAUUUGUAAAUAUUGAGCCUUCAGCAGUGGAGGAUGCUGGAAGAGAGACUGAACCAUUAGGCCCUGACUAUCAAAAUUAUAUUAGUGAGAAUAAAAAUGCGUCACAUUCCACACGGAAGCCACUUAUGCCAAACUCUCUCUUUAACGUGACGCACAUUUCAUCAACAAUUUGGGACGGCUUUCAGCGCUUAACACAACUACCAGCAUCUUCUUCAGAAGUAAAGUUACCACAUGAAGAACCGACAAACACAGAAGAUCACAUAAGUUACGAAAACUCUUCUAAAGAAUCUGAAUCAGACGCACAAACUACCACUGAUAAUCUCGCUGAUGCUAAAAGAGAAACUCAAAGCAAAUCUUCAGACUGGCCGGAAGAUGAGUAUAUUGUUGAAUAUUCCCUUGAGUAUGGGUUUUUGCGGUUGUCACCAAUGGUUAGAGCCCGCUUAAAAAUUCCAGUUCAUAUAGUAACUUUGGAUCCUGGGAAAGAUGAGUGUUUUGGAGAUGCUUUUAGUCGGUUGGUUUUGGAUGAGUUCUUGGGCUACGAUGAUUUACUUAUGGCGUCCAUUAAAACGUUAGCUGAGGAAGAAGAUAAUAAAGGUUAUUUGAGAAAUGUUGUUACUGGAGAGCAUUAUCGUUUUGUCAGCAUGUGGAUGGCGAGGACUUCUUACUUUGCGGCAUUUUUCAUCAUGAUUGUAUUUACCGUGUCCGUGUCCAUGCUGCUCCGCUAUUCGCAUCACCAGAUAUUCGUGUUCAUCGUUGACCUACUGCAAAUGCUGGAAUUCAACGUGACCGUAAGUUUUCCGGCUGCUCCUCUGCUGACCGUCAUCUUGGCCUUAGUUGGCAUGGAAGCCAUAAUGUCCGAAUUUUUCAACGACACAACAACCGCCUUCUACAUCAUCUUGAUCGUCUGGAUGGCGGAUCAGUAUGACGCGAUUUGCUGCCACACCGCUAUAACGAAACGUCAUUGGCUAAGGUUCUUCUAUUUGUACCACUUCUCGUUCUACGCUUACCACUAUCGAUUCAACGGCCAAUACAGCAGCCUCGCUCUAGUCACCUCGUGGCUCUUCAUACAGCACUCAAUGGUAUACUUCUUCCACCACUACGAACUGCCCGUGAUCCUGCAACAGGCUCACUUUCAACAGUUCAUAAUCCGGAACACCCAACAGCAGCAGCAACAGCGGGAAACGCUGCCAGCCCCCGCCCCCCAGAACACCAUCACAGUCCGUCUGACCGAGCUUUUUUCCGCCGUGAGACCCUCCGCAACGACACAGACCUCCAACAUCCAGGUAGCCACGUCUACCAACACGACGUCGACGGUAGGCACCACCGCCCAGCCGGUGACCUCGAGUCAGACCAGCCAGACGACACCGGCGCUGGUAGAGUCGGCCUCGGCGCAGACACCCCCAGGUGCCCAGACGGCGGUGGCGGCCAUUCAGACGAACGACGUGACGUCCAGACCCCCGACCGGAGGUUCGGACCAGCAGUGAAUGGUGCGGCAUGAUACUGAUGUAUAUACAUAGGCGGUCGUCUUUGUUGCUUUAAAGUGUAUAUAAUUGUUAUUAAUUUUUUUCAUAGGUGGUGUAGAAUGUAUAAUUAUAUAAAUUAAUAAAAGUUUGAAAACUUAA